This is a messenger RNA of Salpingoeca rosetta, 1203 nucleotides long. RefSeq lists its product as uncharacterized. NCBI's taxonomy places the organism in Eukaryota, Choanoflagellata, Craspedida, Salpingoecidae. The record is from RefSeq and is a predicted model, not a curated record. Bases 1 to 1203 code for a protein of 400 amino acids. The transcript is spliced from 9 exons. Gene Ontology annotation, biological process: protein N-linked glycosylation. Gene Ontology annotation, molecular function: acetylglucosaminyltransferase activity.
AUGGCCAGGGUCGGAGGGCUGGGCGUGUCUGUGUUUCAGGCAGUGCUGAGUGUUGCAUUCCUGAGCCUGGUGUUCUUGGCCGGCUACCUGAUUGGCAGGCAGCAGCAUGCGCUGAACCCGCUCAGCGUGGUGCCGAGUGCGCAAGGUGCUGUGGGUGACGGCAGCAGGAGUAGUGGUGGCAAUCUACAAGUCCCGGCUGCUGCUGGUGGACAACAACAGAUAGUACCCUUUGAUUUGAGGCGAUCCCACGUGAGCGAGCUUGUCUCCAUUGAACCACAGCCGCUGGCGCCGCUCGUGCAUGUACCUGGAGGAGGUACGGGGGCUCAACAACAUCAUCAGAAUCGGACUGGCGAUGGGGCUAGCCUGGUGCAAGCCGAUGCCGGUGCAGUGACGGAACCACCACAGGCCGUGAAACACAAGAAAGUCGCCCAAACGCCGCCUGCUCGCCUCUGCAUCGGCGUACCUUCAGCAUACCGGGAGCAAUCGGAGCUGCUGAAGCAUAUGCAAGAGCUUGUUGAUGAGAGUCGAGGACAGUCGGUGCACAUUAUCCUGCGGCAAGCGUACUCUGCCGCACAGAACGUUGAUGAACGACAAGCGCUCGAGAAGAUGGGCAUCGAGGUUGUGACUGCGACGGGCGACUACCCGGAGCUCCGCGGAGACGACCUCAAGCAGAACUUUGGGGACGCCAUUGAGCGCGUCAGGUGGCGGUCGACGCACGUGCUUGACUUUGCCAACACGCUUGAAUUGUGCUACAACUAUGGCUCCCCACUCAUCCUCAUGAUUGAGGACGACCUCAAGCCGGCGAAGAAUUUCGUUCAGAAACUGCUGAAUGAAGUCGACAAGCUGCCCGACCAACAGUUUGGAUUUAUUACACUCUACAGUGGCAGGGCUGGGCCCCCUGGUGUACGGGAGGUUGCGCCGAUCAAGAGUACGGAGGACUUUUGGUAUGGCGGGCCCGGCCAGCACGGCGCCGUGUCGCUGCUGUUUCGGCGGGAAAUCGUUGGCGAGCUCCUGGCAUUCUUGCGUCAGGACUACAUUGAGCGGCCUGUCGACUGGCUCGUCCCAGGAUUCAUUGCGGACACGAAGAAGCUGAGGCUGUAUGAGGUGGUGCCCAACUUGUUCCAGCACAUGGGCGGCGUGAGCACGUUCAAGCAGAACAAGGACAGAAACAGAAUGCGCUCGCCCUCCUUCAGAUACAACUAG